AUGAAGUUUGAUCCUCAUUGUCUUUUGAUAAGAUAAUGUAUUGAAUAAAAUAAUUAUAGAUAAAAAUACAAUAAUGGUUUUAGAUAAUAUAUUUAAUUAUUAAUUUUUGGAAUUUUUGAUUAAUUAUGA
Messenger RNA from Paramecium sonneborni, 129 nucleotides. NCBI's taxonomy places the organism in Eukaryota, Ciliophora, Oligohymenophorea, Peniculida, Parameciidae. The record is from the annotation of a GenBank genome assembly.